GUGUUGAUGUAAGGAUCCAGCCAACCCUUCUGUCCGAUCGUGAGUUACCAGCGUCUUGACAAGUCGGCGUCGCGGCCAUGGCCACAACCACGUCGCAUCCCCCUAGUGCGACUGUCUAUGUGAAGAACCUCGAGGAACGCAUCAAGGUGGACGCUCUUAAAACAGCCCUCACCGAAAUCUUCUCUGAAUAUGGAAACAUCAUCGAUCUAGUCGCAAAGACCAACCUCAAAGCCAAAGGGCAGGCAUUUGUCGUUUUCGACAGUGCGGAGGAUGCAGCCAAAGCGAUCGAGGAAAUCAACGGCUUCGAGCUUUUCGACAAGCCCAUGCAGCUGGACUUUGCACGUACGCGAUCCGAUGCGACUGUCCGCAAGGAAGAUGGUGAACAAGGUCUAGAAAAAUGGAAGCGCACACGGUUAGCCGAGAAAGAGAGAAAGCAAGCUGUUGAGGCCACACAACAGAAGUUGAAGAGACCAGCGCAAGCCGCAGGCGCACCAGAUGCCCCUGGUCUUUCAGCAAGACCGAGCAAGGCGGUCAAGGGUGCAGGAUUGAAGGCCUCAGGAACAAACAAUGCCGCCAUCAUCCCCGACGAAUAUCUUCCUCCGAACAAGAUUCUAUUCUUGCGGGACCUCCCCGACAGCUACGACGCGGAUGGCCUGUCGAGAAUAUUCAGUAGAUUUGAAGGUUUCAAGGAAGUCCGAAUGGUGCCUGGGCGAAAAGGUAUUGCUUUUGUGGAAUACGAAGCAGAGGCUGGGGCUAUCAGCGCCAAAGAGGCAACGUCGGGCAUGCAGCUGGGAGAUGAAGGCAAAGGCAUCAGAGUCACUUAUCAACGAGCCUGAACGCGUCUCACGACAUGGACUAUGUAAAAGCUGCAUGAAUACUGCUAUUGGCGUUUAGGGUUGGCACACUUUGAUACCCAGGCAUAGAUGCGGGUUUAAGGGCCAUAGGUUCAGACGAUAAUAAGCUGAACCACUCAAAAGAUAACAUCAUCAUCCUCACGCUCACCGAGUACGUCGACUGUUUCGGCAUCUGGGGCUGGGGCCUCUUUGCCGGCGGCCUUGUCUUUUUGUCUCUGCUUCAAAAUCUCUGCAUCUGCCGCGGCCUGGUCCCGUUGUUUCUUGCCUGAAACCUUUUUCAGUCUGUAGAACUCUUCACGAUCGAGUUCGUCCAACUCUGAAUUGAUGUCUAGUCAAA
Messenger RNA from Exophiala mesophila, 1191 nucleotides. RefSeq lists its product as uncharacterized. The record is from RefSeq and is a predicted model, not a curated record. Gene Ontology annotation, biological process: mRNA splicing, via spliceosome. Gene Ontology annotation, molecular function: U1 snRNA binding. The coding region runs from base 78 to 836 and encodes 252 amino acids. Gene Ontology annotation, cellular component: U1 snRNP. NCBI's taxonomy places the organism in Eukaryota, Fungi, Ascomycota, Eurotiomycetes, Chaetothyriales, Herpotrichiellaceae. The transcript is spliced from 2 exons.